Molecule: messenger RNA, 8028 nt
Organism: Pungitius pungitius (ninespine stickleback)
Lineage: Eukaryota; Metazoa; Chordata; Actinopteri; Perciformes; Gasterosteidae
Gene: grin2ba
Product: glutamate receptor, ionotropic, N-methyl D-aspartate 2B, genome duplicate a
Biological process (GO): long-term synaptic potentiation; excitatory postsynaptic potential; monoatomic ion transport
Cellular component (GO): NMDA selective glutamate receptor complex; plasma membrane
Molecular function (GO): NMDA glutamate receptor activity
Source: RefSeq, a predicted model, not a curated record
GUGACGUUCCCCAUUUGGCCCAAUAGAAAGUGAUUGUACAUUAGGAUGAAACAGUGGUGCGUUCAAGUUCCCUCGCCACAUGUUUGAGGAAACCGAGCUGAGGCCCGGCCCACGAGCGGCGUCGCGUCAGAGCGCCAUUGUGAGCCGGCGCUCGCUCCGUUCUGUCGGGGUGUCAUCUGUGCUCAUGCACUCCUUUUUUCUCUGCCCUCCUUUCCUCUCUCUCUUUCCCUCCCUCCCUCCCUCAUCUUUGUGAAAUGACUUAUUCUCGCAGACAGACACACAAGCACUCAAAGAGAAUGGACUAAAAGCAAAAACGCCUUUUUCAUCCAGAGGAUUCUUUCCCUUUUUUUUCCCUCCACAAUAAUUUUCACUUUGCGUCAAGCUUGAAUCUCUUCAAAUCACCUUUUUUUCCCUCUGCAUCUCUUUUUCUCCAUCAGUUCCAUUCUCUCGCGUCCUGUGAAUUAUCCACCCAGUGGUUUAUUUGUUGUCUCGUUUCGUCCUUUCAUCUGAGGAAAUGUCAUAUCCGAGCACUCGUACGUCAUCGACUUCCUCGCAUCUGAGUCGCUGUUUAUUUUGCGUUUUGGUGAUGUAAUUUUGCAAUACCUUGUUUUGAAAUAUAAGGGAUUAUUCACGAAUAAGCUUUUGGCAAGAAAAACAGACAACAAGAUUGCUCAAAAGAAUUGAGCUGAUAACUGAAUAGUAACUGGAUAAUUUGGAGUGUGUGUGUUUGUGUGUGUGUGUGUGUGUGUGUGUGUGUGUGUGUGUGAGUAAGAACUACAGAGAAGCACAGACAGAUUCAUAGUAAAUUAACGCAAACCACAAAACUCAUUUCCUUAUCCAUCCUCUCUUUAUUUCUAUUUUCCUUUUAUGUUUCCAUCGUCCCUUUUUUCUUCCUGAAGGAGAUUUAACGCCUCUGCUCUUCAUCACAUGCAGAUAAUGGGAAGUGGGACUUUUGAGCAGCCGUCACCACGAUAAAGGCAUUCUGGAUUGAGCUGUUUUCCUGAGGAAUUACCCUUUAAAUCCUGGAUUUGAUUCCAAGCAAAAAAAAAACAAAUUAACAUAAUUAUUUAUUAUAACUGUCCUAAAUCAGGGACUUUUUGACUUUUUGUAAUGGACUGAAGCUGAUUGCAAUAUUCCUUUUUUCAGCCAUGAAUCUUAAUGGGAUUUCACUAACGCGGAUUAAAGACUCAAGCCACAUCUUUGUCUAUUAGUUGAUGUAACAGCCGGCCUACAAAAUCCAUUACAUUUAAUGUUUCCUAAUGUUAAGGGUUAAGUAGACUGGCGGACGUCAGACACACAAGCGGCGCCCAACCACUCUUCGGAGGAGCGAGGGGGGGGAACGGAAGCUGCUCCCGUGGAGUACAAUUACCUUCCAAAUUGCUGCUUUACCCUCUUGACCCAUCAAGGAUUUUACCUAAAACUGCUUUGAGCCUCCCUCAGUCUGAGGAUAUGAGAGGGAGAGAGGAGUCCCAGGCCGCACCAUCAUGCUACUUCUGAGACGCCGGGAUGAGACUUUGGCUGGCGAAACACAAGGUAUUACUCCCCCCCUCCUCCACGAUGCCUGCCUGCGGCGGCCGCAGCCCCUCUUUGCCUCGGGGCCGAGCGGGGGCCCCCGUCUCCCCGGCCCCGUCGCUUGCCCAGCAGCGAGAGAGGGGGGACGGACCCCUGCAUCCCCCCCAGCCUCCGUCGCUGCGGCGCUACACCGACGCCUCCCACCGCCUCUCCCUUCUCCUCCUGCUGCUCUGCCUCCUCCACCUGCCCCCCGCCUGCCACUCACGGAGAGAGGGCGGCCCGGGCGGGGGCGGCGGUGGCGGCCACUACGUCCCCAUCCCCCAGCCCCCGCCCCACCACAUGGCCCUGCCCAACAUCCUGCGCGGCCUCAGCAUCGCCGUCGUCCUGGUGGGGAACUCCAGCGAGGUGGCGCUGGCCGGGGCCCGCGAGAAGGAGGACUUCCUCCACAUGGCGCCCAACGUGGAGGUGCUGACCAUGAAUGAGACGGACCCCAAGAGCAUCAUCAAGAGCAUCUGCGACCUCAUGACGGAUCACUGGCUGCAGGGGGUGGUCUUCGGGGACGACACCGACCAGGAGGCCAUCGCCCAGAUCCUCGACUUCAUUUCGGCCCAGACCCACAUCCCCAUCCUCGGAGUGCGGGGGGGCUCCUCCAUGAUCAUGGCCGCCAAGGAUGACGACUCCAUGUUCUUCCAGUUUGGCCCCUCCAUCGAGCAGCAGGCCUCGGUCAUGCUGAACAUCAUGGAGGAGUACGACUGGUACAUCUUCUCCAUCGUCACCACGUACUACCCGGGGUACCAGGACUUUGUCACCAAGGUCCGCAGCACCAUAGAGAACAGCUUUGUGGGCUGGGAACUGGAGGAGGUUCUGCUGCUGGACAUGUCGGUGGAUGACGGAGAUUCGAAGAUCCAGAACCAGCUGAAGAAGCUCCAGAGCCCCGUCAUUCUUCUCUACUGCACUAAGGAGGAGGCCAACACCAUCUUCGAGGUGGCCCACUCUGUGGGGAUCACGGGCUACGGCUACACGUGGAUAGCCCCCUCGCUGGUAGCAGGAGACACCAUCGUGGUGCCGGCAGAGUUCCCCACAGGGCUGCUCUCCGUGUCCUACGACGAGUGGGACUACGGCCUGGAGGCCCGCGUCCGCGACGGCGUGGCCAUCAUCACCAUGGCAACCUCCACCAUGAUGAUGGACCGCGGACCUCACACCCUGCUGAAGUCCGAGUGCCACGGGGCUCCGGACAAGAAGACCCCCAUCUCAGGCAACCCCAACGAAGUGCUCAGGUACCUGAUGAAUGUGACGUUCGAGGGGCGGAACCUGUCGUUCAGCGAGGACGGAUACCAGAUGCACCCCAAGCUGGUCAUCAUUCUGCUCAACAAGGAGAGGCAGUGGGAGAGGGUGGGUAAGUGGGAGAACGGCUCCCUGUCCAUGAAGUACCACGUGUGGCCUCGCUAUGAACUCUACGGGGGCGCGGCCAACCGGGAGGACGACCACCUGUCCAUCGUGACGCUGGAGGAGGCUCCGUUCGUCAUCGUGGAAGACGUGGAUCCGCUCAGCGGGACGUGCAUGAGGAACACGGUGCCCUGUCGGAAGCAGCUCAAAACACUCAAUCAGACGAAGGACUCUGGGAUCUACAUAAAGCGUUGCUGUAAGGGGUUCUGCAUCGACAUCCUGAAGAAGAUUGCCAAGCAGGUGAAGUUCACCUACGACCUUUACCUGGUCACUAACGGCAAACACGGCAAGAAGAUCAAUGGAACGUGGAACGGCAUGGUGGGAGAGGUGGUGUUAAAAAACGCCCACAUGGCCGUUGGCUCUUUGACCAUCAACGAGGAGAGGUCAGAGGUCAUCGACUUUUCCGUCCCCUUCAUCGAGACGGGCAUCAGCGUCAUGGUCUCCCGUAGCAGCACAGUUUCACCUUCGGCCUUCUUAGAGCCCUUCAGCGCCGAUGUGUGGGUGAUGAUGUUCGUGAUGCUGUUGCUGGUGUCAGCAAUGGCUGUGUUUAUAUUCGAGUACUUCAGCCCUGUGGGCUACAACCGCUGUCUGGCUGACGGCAAAGAGCCCCACGGCCCGUCCUUCACCAUCGGCAAGGCCAUCUGGCUGCUCUGUCUGGUCUUUAACAACUCUGUGCCGGUGCAGAACCCCAAAGGCACCACCAGCAAGAUCAUGGUGUCGGUGUGGGCCUUCUUCGCUGUCAUCUUCUUGGCCUCCUACACUGCCAACCUGGCUGCUUUCAUGAUCCAGGAGGAGUAUGUGGACCAGGUAACUGGUCUCUCAGACAAGAAGUUCCAGAGUCCCAACGACUUCUCGCCUCCGUUUCGGUUUGGCACCGUGCCAAACGGGAGCACGGAGAGAAACAUCAGGAACAACUACCCAGAGAUGCACGGCUACAUGACCAAGUUCCAUCAGAGGAACGUCAACGAGGCGCUGCAGAGUCUCAAGGCCGGCAAACUAGACGCUUUCAUUUACGACGCGGCCGUACUCAACUACAUGGCCGGCCGGGACGAGGGCUGCAAGCUGGUGACCAUCGGCAGCGGCUACAUCUUCGCCACCACGGGGUACGGCAUCGCCAUCCAGAAGGAAUCGCUCUGGAAGAGGCACGUGGACCUGGCCAUCCUCCAGCUCUUUGGAGACGGUGAGAUGGAGGAGCUGGAGUCCCUGUGGCUGACGGGGAUCUGCCACCACGAGAAGAACGAGGUGAUGUCCAGCCAGCUGGAUGUGGACAACAUGGCCGGCGUCUUCUACAUGCUCGGUGCCGCCAUGGCGCUGUCGCUCAUCACCUUCAUCUGUGAGCACUGGUUCUACUGGCAGCUGCGCUUCUGCUUCAUGGGCGUCUGCUCCGGCCAGCCGGGCUUCGUCUUCUCCAUCAGCAGGGGCAUCUACAGCUGCAUCCACGGGGUGCAGAUAGAGGAGAAGAGCAGCUCGGCGCUGAACUCGCCGUCGGCCACCAUGAACAACACCCAUUCCAACAUCAUGCGCCUGCUGCGCACCGCCAAGAACAUGGCCUCCCUGUCGGGGGUGAACGGCUCGCCGCACAGCGCUCUGGACUUCAUCCGCCGCGACUCGUCCGUCUACGACAUCUCCGAGCACCGGCGCAGCCUGGCGGGCCACUCGGACUGCAAGGCGCCGUACCCCCCGGAGGACAACAUGUUCAGCGACUACAUCAGCGAGGUGGAGAGGACGUUCGGCAACCUGCACCUCAAGGACAGUAACCUGUACCAGGACCACUACCUGCACCACCACGGCUCCACGCUCGGGCUCAGCGGGCCGCUCGCCAACCGGCCCCACAGUCUGGGCAGCGCCAGUUCUCAGGAGGGGGGCAUGUUUGACUGCGACAGCCUGGGCGGAGGGGUGGCCCCUAUUUUCACCACCCAGCCCUGCUCGGCACUGACCCACAGGAACAUGAGCAAGUUUGACCUGCUGUCCGGACAGACUCCGCCCCCAGGCCAGGGCUUCAAAGGAGGGCUUCCGGACCUGUACGGGAAGUUCUCCUUCAAGGGCGGCGCCUCGAGCUCCACCUUUGUGCCGGGCCAUGGCUACUGCGGCGGGAGAGGAGACGACGAGGGGAACAUCCGGUCCGACGUGUCGGACAUUUCCACGCACACAGUGACUUAUGGGAACCUGGAGGGCAACGCCAAGAAGCGCAAACAAUACCGCGAUAGCCUGAAGAAGAGGCCGGCCUCCGCCAAGUCCAGGCGGGAGCUGGACGAGAUCGAGCUGGGCUACAGGAGGAAACCCUACCACAUCAGCCACCACCACUACCACGGCCGCCGCUCCACCUCCCCGCCGCUCUUGGCCCCCGAGCGCAAGAGAGGAGGGAACAACGACGGCAACGCCUACCUCUUCAGAGAAAAGGAGAGCGUCAGGGAUUUUUAUUUGGACCAGUUUCGUCCCAAAGAGGGCGUCCCCCAGUGGGAGCACGUGGACCUGACGGAGGGCCCCGGGAGCAGAGACGGAGGAGUGGGGACCUGCACCACCCUUGUUCCGGUGGACGACUUCCUUAAGAGCAAACCCAAAAAGUCUGAUUCAAAGAGCGGGGGAGGAUCUGGGCUAGCAGGAGGAGAGUGGGAGUGCAGGAACUGUCGGGCCAGCGGGGGAGGGUUGAGCAAGCAGAUGUCCAUGCACGGAGGCGGGGGAGGCGGGGGCUACGGCGGCGGCAUGAGCUGCGGCUCCUCCGGAGGCGGAGGAAACAGCCGCCCCAGCUCCGCCACCUGCAUGCGCUGCGAGGGCUGUAAAAAGACGGGGAACCUCUACGACAUCAGCGAGGACAACAACCACCUCUUGGAACAGAUGGGGGGGGGGAGCGGUGGGGGAGGCGGGGGCAUGGGCGCGGGCCCCCAGUCUCAACCUCAGGGCCAGCAGAGGAGGAAGAGCGGCGGCUUCGGCAAACCGCUGAGGCGGCAGCACUCGUACGACGCAUUCGUCGACCUUCAGAAGGAGGAGUGCGGCGGGAUGGGGAGCCUGAUGGGGGGCCUCGGGGGCCUCGGAGGGAUGGGCGGCGCCGGCAUGGGAGGGAUGCUGCCCCCGCCCAGGAGCGUCAGCUUGAAGGAGAAAGAACGCUACAUGGAGGGCACCAGCCCCUUCGCGCACAUAUUUGAGCGGCACGGGGGCUCGGAGAGGGAGCGGGAGCGGGACCCCUUGUUUUACGGGGGCGAGGGCCGGAAGGGCAACGGCUCGUCGUUCGGCCUGCUCCGCGGCGGCGAGGGCCUCCACCGCCGCUCCAUCGGAGAGAGAGACAUGCGAGACCGAGAUAGGGCUUUGAUGGAAGGAGGAGGAGGGGGAGGGUUCUCUCUCUCCAAAUCCCUUUACCCGGACAGGGUAAACCACAACCCCUUUAUUCCCACCUUUGGUGACGACCAGUGUCUGAUGCACGGCGCCAAACAAUAUUACAUGAAGAAGCAGCAGCAGCAGCAGCAGCAGCAGCAGGUUGCCAAAAACAGCCGCAGUGACUUCAGGAGCCAGAUGAGCACGACGUCAUACCUGCCGGCGUCCGCCACAGCCGGGGUGAUGUCCAACGUGACCCCGCGGUUCCCGAAGGAGCUCAGCCUGGGUGGGAUGAACCACCACGGCUCCAUGCUGGGGGUCGGCCCCCAGCGUCCCUUCAAUGGAAGCAAUGGCCAUGUGUACGAGAAACUCUCCAGCAUUGAGUCUGACGUGUGAGAGCAAGCAGAGGAGGAGGAGGAGGAGGAGCGGACGUUUGGGGGGGGGGGGGGGGGGCAUGUAGUGUUAGGAGAUCAGGGAUGACUUUAAAGACACUGUCCACACACUGCAACCCUAGCCCAUGUUGGGACAGCGCGGCGAGGAAGACGGGAGAGAGGCUGUCGACAAAGUGAACUGAGAGGGAAAAGGGAAAGACGGGACCCUCACAACGCGGCCAGCGGGGCGUUCCCCUCUGAGUCCAUCACUGCCCCCGGCGGCGAGGUAGGAGCCCACGUACUUCUUGGCGACACCUCGCCUUGGCUUUGAUGUUGGACGCGCGAGGCUGGUGCGAUGUGACGGCCUGAGAGCCCCGCUGAGGAAACACGGCCAGAACCAGUGGCCCAUCUGCCCCUGUGUCACGGCGGAAAGAGGACGUUUCACAGGCAGAUGACUGGUGCAGCUCUCUCUCUCUCUCUCUCCCUCCCUCUCUGUCUCUCUCUUUCUCUGGAAGGCCCGGCCCGACUCACCCCUCCUCCGUCCUGCACUCUUCUCCUUUUACCCCCCGUCCCAUCUCCUCCUCCUCCUCCUCCUUUCCAUCCCCAACGCCAAAAGAGCUGAUCUUCGUAUGCUAUGAGAAAUACAAUCAUGAAUGAUAAUAAGAUAUUCUUACAGAAGGAGAAAAAACAGGGUAUAAGAACAACAAUAAUAAUGAUAACAUUGUGAAUAACAAAGACUAUGAUAUCAUAAGCUUUUCUUGUUUUUUGUUCCGUUGGUAUAAUCUUUCACUAGUGUUUUAGUAUCUUGUAUCCUGUCCACGCCGAGUGGCAGCAGGAAGGUUGUUUUUAUUUCAACCAAAAAGCCAGAAAGACUGAAGUCCUUAACUCCCUUUUUUUCUUUUUUUACCGUGUUCUGUAGAAUAUUUUACCCCAUGCGCAUACAUUUAUUUGCCGCUAGUGGGAACACCGGAUCUGGCGGACAGAUUUAGAGCCGCCAAAUCCUCCUUUGAUGUUUGAAGUUACAAAUGAAAUGCACACACACACACUCACACACACACACACACUCACUCACUACACUUAAAACACAUGCAGAUUUUGUGAGUCUGGACUUGUUUUACUGUGAACGGUGCGAGCCGAAGACACCGAGAGGAAGGACGUGCCUUAAUGGUCUCCAGUGGACGUGUCCUUGCACCAGGCCGCUCGGUGUCCUCUACGUUUAACGGCCGGGUUCAGGCGCGUCGAGGCCAGAUGCCGUCACAUCAUUUUGUAUUUUUCAGGACGUUUCGGACGGACCGACGCAUCGCGCUUCACAGCCCGGCAGCCUUCAGACCGCUUCGUUUCAUUCAGGUUACACGACACCAGUCACAAGGCACUCGCUGUUUUUUUCCGG